AUGGUGUACAACAGCCUGGUGACCGCUCCUUCCGACAUGAAGGAGGCCAUCGAUUGGAUGGCGGCAGUGAAGGCAACUGGCGGUGCGCAUAGUUUGGCCGAGGCGGUAGCGCAUCUGUUUCACGUCGGAUCAAAAGGCGGAUACGAUCUUGGUCUCAUUGAGGAGGUGAGACACCAUGUUAAGCUCUUCCUGCAGAAGCCCGGGUUGAAGGAGCACGCCGCCUCACGACAGAUAAUCAAGAAGAUCGUUGAAACGUGUAUUAAAUUCAUACGUACUACUGACGACGAUAACGCUGAGGAGGAAAAGGCGAAAUCCAAACGUAGAUUGCGCAGGAAACAUCGUAAGAAGUCGCGCAAGAAACAAUCCGAGGCCGACGAGAAACUCGCGGAAGACCAUAAAAAAUAUGAGGUCGCCCCAGACAAGCCGCCAGUGUACAUUAUCUCUAGCAAGUUGACUGAGGAUGAAAUUAAGAAGGGUGUGCAGGAUUCCUUGGAAAAGUUCGACACGCUUCUGAAAAAGAUUAGAAAGGGGCAAACCUAUGUUCCUACUUACAGCACAGCGGCCGAGUGGGAAAGGUGCUGCGCCCCUGAUCCCUUAAUUUGUGCCCAGAUCUUUGUCGGAAUUGCACCACUGUUGUACGCAACCAGUCGCAUGCUCCGGUACGUUACAACGUUCACGUCUGGAAUAUAUAAGAUCGCGGAUGAGUCGAAGAAGCUGGGCCAGUUCUUUCGCCUCGCAGGUUACAAUGUGGAAAGCGACAUUAACGCCCGGAAAACGGUCGAUAUCUUCAGGUUCAACGUGAACUUCAUCACCGAGGACUUCGCCAUGAGGCUGAACGAGUUGUCCGGUUUCGUGAAGAUAUAG
This is a messenger RNA of Babesia bigemina, 864 nucleotides long. RefSeq lists its product as hypothetical. NCBI's taxonomy places the organism in Eukaryota, Apicomplexa, Aconoidasida, Piroplasmida, Babesiidae. The record is from RefSeq and is a predicted model, not a curated record. The coding region runs from base 1 to 864 and encodes 287 amino acids. The transcript has a single exon.